This is a messenger RNA of Psammomys obesus (fat sand rat), 4575 nucleotides long. It is a transcript of the gene Emsy, whose product is annotated as EMSY transcriptional repressor, BRCA2 interacting. The transcript is spliced from 18 exons. Lineage: Eukaryota; Metazoa; Chordata; Mammalia; Rodentia; Muridae. Gene Ontology annotation, biological process: regulation of DNA-templated transcription. The record is from RefSeq and is a predicted model, not a curated record. Gene Ontology annotation, cellular component: nucleoplasm.
UUCUGAGGCACCGCAAACAAACCUAAUUCCUGGUGUUCCCUAGUCUUGGCGGAGGAGCAUUUUAGAUGAGCCCCGAAAGACCGGGCAGGGGGGACAAGCUCUUUGGGGCUACCAAACAGAAGCAGCAAUGCCUGUUGUGUGGCCAACCCUUUUGGAUCUCAGCAGGGAUGAAUGCAAACGGAUUCUUCGAAAAUUGGAAUUGGAGGCAUAUGCUGGAGUUAUCAGUGCACUUCGGGCACAGGGGGAUCUCACCAAGGAAAAGAAAGAUCUUCUUGGAGAACUCUCAAAAGUCCUUAGCAUCUCAACAGAACGCCACCGUGCUGAAGUUCGGAGAGCAGUAAACGAUGAACGGUUAACAACAAUUGCACAUAAAAUGAAUUUAUCCUUAUAUUUGGGUGAAAGACCAAGUUACAGUAUGUCUGGACCUAAUAGUUCUUCAGAAUGGUCCAUCGAAGGUCGUAGAUUGGUGCCACUGAUGCCCCGGCUGGUUCCCCAGACUGCCUUCACUGUAACAGCGAAUGCUGUGGCCAAUGCAGCUGUCCAGCACAAUGCGUCCCUUCCCGUUCCUGCAGAGACAGCAACCAAAGAAGUAGUGGUUUGCUAUUCCUACACAAGUACCACGUCAACCCCAACCUCUACCCCUGUUCCAAGUGGCAGCCUAGCGACGGUUAAGUCUCCACGACCUGCCAGUCCUGCCUCCAGUGUAGUUGUCUUGCCAAGUGGAAGUACUGUGUAUGUCAAAAGUGUUAAUUGUUCCGAUGAAGAUGAAAAACCCAGAAAACGCAGGCGAACAAACUCUUCUAGCUCCUCUCCUGUUGUCCUGAAGGAAGUUCCAAAGGCCAUCGUUCCAGUCUCUAAGACGAUCACUGUGCCUGUGAGUGGCAGUCCCAAGAUGAGCAACAUCAUGCAGAGCAUCGCCAACUCCUUACCGCCCCACAUGUCACCUGUGAAAAUAACUUUUACCAAACCAUCAACACAGACGACCAACACAACAACACAGAAGGUUAUUAUAGUGACCACAUCACCAAGUUCAACCUUCGUGCCCAACAUUCUCUCCAAAUCCCAUAACUAUGCAGCGGUCACUAAGCUUGUACCAACAUCGGUCAUUGCCUCUACGACUCAGAAGCCACCUGUUGUUAUAACUGCAUCACAGGCCUCUCUGGUCACCACCAGCAGCAGUGGCAACACCAGUUCUACGCCAUCACCUAUUUCUAGUACAGUUGCAGUAACAGCUGUGGUAUCUUCCACACCAUCUGUGGUCAUGUCAACAGUAGCACAAGGUGUAUCUACAUCAGCAAUCAAAAUGGCAUCAACAAGACUUCCUUCCCCCAAAAGCUUAGUGAGUGCCCCUACCCAGAUUCUUGCACAGUUUCCUAAACAGCAUCAGCAGUCUCCUAAGCAGCAGUUACAUCCAGUGCAGCAGCAGACCCAGCAGCCGGUGGCCCAGCCUUCCCCAGUGUCUCAGCAGCCGCAGCCGCAGCCUCAGCAGUCACCACUGCCACCUGGUCUCAAACCUACCAUCCAGAUCAAGCAGGAGUCAGGUGUUAAAAUCAUCACACAGCAGGUUCAACCAAGUAAAAUCUUACCCAAACCAGUGACUGCAACUCUCCCCACCAGUAGCAAUUCCCCAAUUAUGGUGGUUAGCAGUAAUGGUGCAAUUAUGACAACUAAACUGGUAACUACUCCUACUGGUACUCAGGCAGCCUAUACCCGGCCAACAGUGAGCCCAUCCUUAGGUCGUGUAGCCACAACCCCUGGAGCUGCAACCUAUGUGAAAACUACCAGUGGUAGCAUCAUUACUGUAGUACCCAAAUCAUUAGCUACCUUGGGAGGAAAGAUAAUUAGCAGUAAUAUUGUUUCUGGAACGACUACCAAAAUCACUACAAUCCCAAUGACUUCCAAGCCCAAUGUGAUUGUUGUACAAAAGACUACAGGAAAAGGAACGACCAUUCAAGGCCUCCCUGGUAAAAACGUUGUCACAACAUUGCUAAAUGCUGGAGGAGAGAAGACUCUUCAGACAGUGCCAACUGGAGCAAAGCCAGCUAUAAUCACCGCUACGAGACCCAUCACCAAGAUGAUUGUAACGCAGCCCAAAGGAAUAGGUUCCACAGUCCAGCCAGCAGCUAAAAUCAUUCCAACAAAAAUUGUAUAUGGACAACAAGGGAAGACGGGGGAGCGUCCCUCAAGCACAGACUGCAGCGUGGCUCCCAAGCUGGGAGCCUCUUUGUUCCUUAUGAGCUGCUCCUCUAAAAAUAUUGGAAUGAAUCUCAAAUAUUUUCCAGUUGAAGAAAAAUGUGACACUGUGGGUGGUUUUGUUUUAUUUUAUUCUUACUUUGUGUCUCUUACUUAGGCAUUAAGCAGUCACACUGCUUUUACUAAACACAGUGAGGAACUUGGAACUGAAGAGGGUGAAGUUGAAGAGAUGGACACGUUGGACCCUCAGACAGGUCUGUUUUACCGAUCUGCCCUGACUCAAUCGCAGUCAACUAAACAGCAGAAACUUAGCCAGCCCCAGCUGGAACAGACUCAGCUGCAAGUGAAAACUCUACAGUGCUUCCAGACCAAACAGAAGCAGACCAUCCACCUGCAGGCAGACCAACUCCAGCACAAACUCACGCAGAUGCCCCAGCUCUCCAUCAGGCACCAGAAACUAACGCCUCUCCAGCAGGAACAAGCACAGCCUAAGCCAGAUGCACAGCACACACAGCAUCCCGUGGUGGCCAAAGACAGGCAGCUUCCUACCUUAAUGGCACAGCCCCCACAAACUGUAGUACAGGUGCUUGCCGUGAAAACCACGCAGCAGCUUCCUAAACUGCAGCAAGCUCCGAACCAACCAAAAAUCUACGUGCAACCCCAAACUCCCCAGAGCCAAAUGGCGCUCCCCACCUCAUCAGAGAAACAACCCACAAGCCAGGUGGAGCAGCCAAUUAUAACCCAAGGAUCCUCUGUUACAAAGAUAACAUUUGAGGGGCGCCAGCCUCCCACAGUUACAAAGAUAACUGGUGGCAGUUCUGUUCCUAAGCUGACAUCACCAGUUACAAGCAUAUCUCCCAUUCAGGCCUCUGAGAAGACAGCAGUGUCAGACAUUUUGCAAAUGUCUUUGAUGGAAGCUCAGAUUGAUACAAAUAUAGAACAUAUGGUAGUGGAUCCCCCAAAGAAGGCUCUAGCCACCAGUGUGCUCCCUGGCGAGGCAGGAGCUUUACCCUCCGCCCAUGUGGUGGUGGCAGGGAUGACGAAAUGUAGAGAGCCCUGUUCAAGUCCAUCUGCUGUUGGCCCUCCCCUAACGACCAGAAAAAUGGAAGCAGCAGGAGUGCCUACGACAGGCCAGUUCAUGCGUAUUCAGAAUGUAGGCCAAAAGAAAGCUGAAGAGAGCCCAACAGAAAUUAUCAUCCAGGCCAUUCCCCAGUAUGCUAUUCCUUGUCACUCCAGCUCCAACGUGGUGGUGGAGCCCAGUGGGCUUCUUGAGCUGAACAACUUCACCAGUCAGCAGCUGGAUGACGAUGAGACAGCAAUGGAGCAGGAUGUAGACAGCAGCACGGAGGAUGGAACUGAGCCCAGCCCCUCUCAGAGCUCUGCUGAACGGUCCUAGUGUUCAGACACCGGAGUGCACUUUAAAGCCUGCUUGGUUACCAAGUGUCCAGGGAAACUUACAAUUUGUUGUAUAAAAAAACAAAAACAACAACAAAAAAAAGCACUUUGCUCAUAUGUAGGCUGGGGACCUAGAAACAGUGUUUCAGUGACAUUUUGCUGCAGGAGCAGCAUUUUAACAAGAUAAAUCUCACAGAGGAAUGUACUUUUUAAAAAAAUAGAGAGAAAAAGAAAAAAGCAAAAGCAAAAAACAAAGCAAAGGAAAAGAUGCAGAGCCGUGGAGACCUGGCACCUUAUUGGAGCUGGGCAGAGGGAAGUUUGUCUGGCAGUGAAAAAAGACUUUCCUGUGCGUGGUUCUCGGCUGCUUUUCACUGAGCAAAUGCCACCAGAAAAGAAAGAAUGUGAAGAGUUUGUAUUUUUUAAAUGAUGUAUCUGAACAGUUCUUUUAAAAUGGUGUUGUUUUUUCAUAUCCCUGGAAGUGUUGAUUUGGUUAACAUUUUAUAUUUGCUCAGUUCAUGAUUAGUUUAUGAAUACCUAGGAAAGUUCUGGCAUUAAAGAGUCCUUGCUGGAGGGUAAACAUCAGAUCACUGACCUGGAAAUGUUUGGGUGGCUUGUACAUGCGCUCCUUGGCUGUAUACUAAUUUAUUGUGGUGUUCCACACUUGCCUAUUUAUUUAAUGUAAAUGUUUCCAAGCAGACCGAAUCCCUUCUCCUACAUGUCCGGGAAGCUGGAUUGCUUGGCCUUCCCACCUCUCCCCCUUUAAGAAGAAGAUGGAUUAGAGAAGGUUUGAUUAGGAAGCAGAGGAAAAGACAUUUCUAGCCCAAAGGAAAUGUUCAGUCAUGUUAAUGAAAGUGAACUCUGCUCAUUUGAUGCUUUCUUGAUACUGAAGUUGCACAUCCAUGUUGGACUGAGACUUUGUAAACAACUUUUACUUUUGUUUAAGCCCCGUGAAAUGUAUGAAAAAGUUCACUUACAGUUUUAAACGUA